AUGAAAUCAUUCAUCAUUUUAGCUUUAUUCAUAACUUUAGCCUUUUCAAAUUUUUCUUAAAAAGAAGCUCAUUUAUCACUUGCUGAAAUCUAUAAAAGUGCAUUUGGUUCUACUAUUUUAAAUGCUAUUUAAAUGAACAUAAGCAGUCAAGCUACAUCUGAUGAUAUCAUAGCAUUAAUUGAUUAGAUUUUAAAUUAAUUGUAAGAUGCUCAAAUUAAAAAAAACACCUAAAAUGAAGUCGACGUUUCUAACUAUGCUUUAUAAGUAUAAUAAUUAUCUGGCAGAAUUAAAUAAACCUUAGACGAUACUGAUACUACUAGAAAUGAAAUAAAAUUAAGCGAAGAAAAUUUAGAAUAAUAUAAAUUGAUUAAAUUAUAAGCUGAAAGUGAUUACUAAAAUAUUGUUAACUCAAUAGAAAUAGGAACUGCUGAAAGAGAAUUAGCACAUGCUAACUGGUAAGAAUCUGAUAGUGAAUUAGCUGCUGCUUUAGAAGCUAUUGACUAAGCUAAUGUUUUACUUUAACAUUUGCAUAAUGGAGUUUCUUUUGUUUAAUUAUCAUUGAGAUUUGGUAAAGUUUUGGGGAAAUUAAAAAAUUUGAAAUCAAAAUAAUCUUCAUUAUUCAGACCUGUAAUUAUGGCUUUAUCUUAAAUUUAAGAUAAUUUGAAUUACGAUAAACUCUAAAAAAUCAUAGAAUUAUUAGUAAACUUAAAAAAUACUUUAAAUGAUGUAAAAGACAUUAAUCAAAAAAAUGAAACUAAAAAUACUGAAAAAUGGGAAAAUAGACUUAAUUUAUUAAAUAACAUUAAUAAGAAUAUGUUUAAUUAUCAAUAUGUUAUUGGAAAAGGUGGUUUUGGAAAAGUUUGGAGAGUUGAACAUAAAAAAACUAAAUAAAUAUAUGCAAUGAAAGAAAUGCUUAAAUCAAAAAUAAUAACUAAAAGAAGUGUAAAUUCAGUAAUGAGUGAAAGAAAUUUACUAAGCUAAUUAAAACAUCCAUUUAUUGUUAAUAUGAAUUAUGCAUUUUAAGAUAGAGAUAAUCUGUAUUUAUUAAUGGAUUUAGUUAAUGGAGGAGAUUUACGAUUUCAUAUAGGUAGACAUAGAAGAUUUAAAGAAAAUCAAACAUUAUUUUUUGUUUGCUGUAUUAUUCUUGCAUUUGAAUAUUUACACGAAAAUAAUGUUAUUCAUAGAGAUGUUAAACCUGAAAAUUUAGUUUUAGAUACAGAUGGUUAUGUUAAAUUAACUGAUUUGGGUGUCGCUCGUGUUUGGAGAGAAGAUAAUGCUUAGGACACUUCGGGUACACCUGGUUAUAUGGCUCCGGAAGUUAUGUGUAGAUAAAAUCAUGGAAUUGCAGUCGAUUAUUUUGCUUUGGGGGUUAUUGCUUAUGAAUUUAUGAUGGGAAGAAGACCUUAUCUAGGUAGAAAUAGAAAAGAAAUUAGAGAUUAAAUAUUAUCUAAAUAAGUUUAAAUUAAAAAACAGGAAAUACCAGAAGGAUAUUCAAUAGAGGCUGCAGAUUUUAUUAAUAGAUGCAUUUAAAGAAAACCAGCUAAUAGAUUAGGUGUUAAUGGUCCUUAAGAGGUGAAAUGUCAUCCCUGGUUUAGAAAUAUUGAAUGGAAUAAAUUAUUAAAUAAAUAAAUAUAAGCACCUUUUAUACCAAUAGCUAUUGAAGAUAAUUACGAAUAUAGAUAAUAAAUUUCAAUAGACGGAAUUGAUUCUAAUGAAGAACUUAUUUAAUAAAAUGCAUUGCUUUUAAGAAAAGAUAGUGUAUAAAAUUUAUUUGCUGGUUAUAAUUUUAAUAUGGAAGAUUAUGUAAAAUAAAUUGGAAGUACAAAAAACAGCACAUCUACGAACGUAAAUACAGAAAGAACGUAGUCUACAUUAAAUUCUAAAAAAUUUUAAUAGGAUAUGUCAUGA
Molecule: messenger RNA, 1908 nt
Organism: Ichthyophthirius multifiliis
Lineage: Eukaryota; Ciliophora; Oligohymenophorea; Hymenostomatida
Product: protein kinase domain protein
Exons: 12
Biological process (GO): peptidyl-serine phosphorylation; intracellular signal transduction
Molecular function (GO): protein serine/threonine kinase activity; ATP binding
Source: RefSeq, a predicted model, not a curated record